AUGGCUCCGUCUACCAUCCGGGGGGGUAUCCCCUGGGAUCUCCUCAUUGAGUUUGCCAAAGAGAAGAAGGCGGAGGAGGAACAAACUGGUUUGCCUGCGCAGUUGGGCCAGCAGCAAAUCACCGCUAUCUCGUCCCUCAUCUCGCUCAUCCCAGAGCCUGAUGUCACCGAAGGGAACUGGAUCAGCACUCUGAACACCUACUGCCAGCAGAACAAGCACCCCCUCCCGCACUGGUUGCCCAGUGAGACCUUCAACGUCGUCGCCCACGGGGUCAGUCUCCAACGUUCCCGUGUCAGCUGCCACCUCCCCUGGUGCAAUCAGACGUUCCCUCAGGAAGGAUUCGGUUACGAGCCCGGUCAGGAUCCCCCGACAUUCAAGAAGGCGCAGCAGGCGAAGCAGUUCGCCGCCAUGCAGGCCUACGACUAUAUCCAAAGCACCCGGGGCAACAAGCGACCUGCCUCCACGACCCAGGGCUCACCCUCUCGCACUAGAGUCAAGGCUGAAGAGGACAACUCGGACGGAGGCGUUUCCACGAUCGCUGUGCCUCCCCAGACCGGCGGUGCCUCCAGCAGUACCCCCUUGAUCCGCGAGCGAGUCGCCCUUCUGGCCGGCCAGAUGAACUAUGGAAUUCCAGAGUACUUUAUCGAGCAGGACGGCGAGACUUGGAGAGGCUGCCCAAUCUUUAGAAACGAUGGACGGAUCCCCGAGGGUGUGGGCGCCGUGAGCGGCUACGCUGAUCGACAGCAGGCUGAGGAUGCCGUCGCUGAGAAGGUGCUUGAGUGGCUCGAGCAGGAGGUUUUGGCAAAAGAAGCGCUACUUGGCAAGACUACAGGCCAGACUUGA
Fusarium keratoplasticum is the source of this 843-nucleotide messenger RNA. RefSeq lists its product as uncharacterized. The transcript has 2 exons. The record is from RefSeq and is a predicted model, not a curated record. The coding region runs from base 1 to 843 and encodes 280 amino acids. NCBI's taxonomy places the organism in Eukaryota, Fungi, Ascomycota, Sordariomycetes, Hypocreales, Nectriaceae.